Messenger RNA from Oldenlandia corymbosa var. corymbosa, 1346 nucleotides. Lineage: Eukaryota; Viridiplantae; Streptophyta; Magnoliopsida; Gentianales; Rubiaceae. The record is from the annotation of a GenBank genome assembly.
AUUUCAGACUCUCUCCACUUCGUCCACCCAUCAAAAGAUUUUCUUCAGUCAUUAAACACACACACACACACACACAGUAAGUGGAAGAGAAAGAGAGAGAGAGCAAGAAUAUGGUGAGGACUCCUUGCUGUGAUGCAUCAGGGAUGAGAAAGGGGACAUGGACCCCUGAAGAAGACCGGAAAUUGGUUGCUUAUGUUACCAGAUAUGGCUGUUGGAACUGGCGCCAGCUUCCUAAAUUUGCUGGUACGAAGAAAGGGUUCCCUAAACUCAAAAUACUCCUUCCUUCAUCCCGUCUUGAAAAAAACAAAAGUUCUAUUUACUCCGUCGAAUUGAUAAAAGACUUCAACAAACAAUAUUCAUGAUGCAUGACUAUUUUUGCGGAACAAAAGAAUUGAAUCGAAUUGCUAGAUAGUCUUCUUCAUGUGUAAGCAUGCAUCAUGAAAUUCAACGUUAGAUUCUACAUUAUAAUUACUAACUGUACGUACUACUUUCACUUGUCAUCAAAUUGAAGGUUUAUCAAGAUGUGGAAAGAGCUGCAGGCUGAGAUGGAUGAAUUAUCUGAGGCCUGAUCUCAAGCUCGGAAACUAUACGAAAGAAGAAGACGAACUAAUCAUUAAGCUGCAUGAGUCACUAGGGAAUAGAUGGUCAGCCAUAGCAGCCCAUUUACCGGGGAGAACAGACAAUGAGGUUAAAAAUCAUUGGCAUACGAACCUCAAGAAUCCCUCAAAACAAGCAAUGAGCGAAUCAAAACGAAAAUCAAAGAGUCGUAAAAGAAGAAGAUCGCAACAACGGGAAGAAGAAAAAGAAGAUAAACUUGAAGGAAGAAAUUUAAUAACAACUCAAGAAAUCCUUGAAAGUUCUGAAUUUUCAUCAAAGCUCAUAGCAUCAUCAUCAUCGUCAUCAUCAGUGUCUUCAAAUGAACAACUCUGUUCCUCCGGCACUCCUCCACCAGCAAGAGCUGAUAAUGAUAACACGGUGUCCACCGUCGACUACUCGAGUACAAAUGCCCUAACCGAAUAUGAUGAUUUCAUGGCAGAAAUAAUAGAUGGAGAAUUUUCCGGUGGGAGUUUCUGGACGGAACCACUCCUAAUUGACGAUUACAACUUCUUAAAUUAUCCACCCUCUCCUUUUAGUGCUAGUGAAGUAUUGUUCUGCUCCUAUGAUUAUUCCUUUGAUGAUAUUGAGGAUCUAAACCCCUUGAAGAUCUGGUGAUGGUACGUAAUUUGUUACGAGUACCUUAAUUGAUUAAUCUUUGCUUGUUAGAGGUAAUUUAAAUAUAUAUGUCCAAUCAAAAGCUAAUGUACGUAUAUGAAAUCGCAAACCAAUAUUAUUAUGGUUCACUGAAU